UCCACCUUAAGUUCAAGUUUAAUUAAAUUGGGUGUGCUCACUGGUGAUUGUGAUGCCUUUUUGUUGGCUGCUGCAGCAAAGCGGAUUAACAAAUUUAACAAAUCUACACUUUUCUGUUUUGAUGAAAUCGAGGUUUCUCGUUUCAAGUUGGAUUUUAGAUUUGAAAAAGCGGACAUUUUGCGAUUGAAAUCAGAGUUACGGGUUCCAGAUGUGUUAAAAAUGCCUAAUAGGACAGAAUUCAGCGGACUAAUUUGUGAGCUUUCCUGACAUAAUAAUUACACUUGUAAUUGAUAAUAAUUUUAUGGGUCCUUUCCAUAUAUUUCAGGCUUGUGUGUUAUGCUACGACGCCUUGCUUAUCCUAAUCGACUCUCAGAUCUACAAAAGUACUUCGGAUUUUCGCCUCAAGAUUUGUCCUACAUUUUUAACUCAAUGAUUAAUCAUGUUUAUGGCAAUUUUUAUCAUCUUCUGACAUCUCUCCAGUUAUGGUGGUUAUCUCUUGAACAUCUUAAAGAGUUUUCGGGAGCUUUGGUCAGGAAAGGGUGUCCAAUUCCAUCUUGUAUUGGGUUUAUAGAUGGAACCUUGCACAAAACUUGUCGGCCCACUCGAUCCCAACAAGAAGUUUAUAGCGGUCAUAAACGGUCGCACGGACUGAAAUAUCAAUCGGUAGUGACUCCAAAUGGAAUGGUUGCAAAUUUAUACGGACCUAUCCCAGGGCGAAGGCAUGACUCAUACAUGCUACAUGAAAGUGGGUUACUUGACAAAUUAGCAGUUCAUUUGGGUGGUCAAGAAAUGUACUUGUAUGGCGACAGUGGAUAUCCACUCCACAGAAGCUUAAUCACUCCACAUAUUGGAAACCAACUUUCAGACCAGCAAAAGUUAUUUAACUUAACGAUGAGAAAAUUGCGGUGUCAAAAUAUUAUUUUGUAG
Molecule: messenger RNA, 927 nt
Organism: Folsomia candida
Lineage: Eukaryota; Metazoa; Arthropoda; Collembola; Entomobryomorpha; Isotomidae
Exons: 3
Coding region: 337-927 (196 amino acids)
Source: RefSeq, a predicted model, not a curated record